This is a messenger RNA of Drosophila takahashii, 2131 nucleotides long. It is a transcript of the gene TBC1D5, whose product is annotated as TBC1 domain family member 5. Gene Ontology annotation, biological process: activation of GTPase activity. Gene Ontology annotation, molecular function: GTPase activator activity. The record is from RefSeq and is a predicted model, not a curated record. Lineage: Eukaryota; Metazoa; Arthropoda; Insecta; Diptera; Drosophilidae.
GUCACAUUGUGCGUUAUCUUCUUAUUGGGAUUGGAAUUGGAUCCACUUUCUUCGCAAAAAGCCCCAUUGUUUGUGUUUCACUUGGCGCCACCCCCGCCGCCCACCGGAUUUCAGAGCGGACAUGGCAACGCAGCGGACGACCGCCUGCAUUUAGUGACCAGCCAGCGACGAGCGAUGACCGUUUGGGGCAUAGAGGCCAUCACACUGAACGGAUCGGCGGCAAAGGAGAAGGGUGAAAUUCGGGUGAUUCCGGAGGCGGGAGCCAUGAACUCCGUGGAGCGCUACCGGCAGGAGUGGCAGCUGCUGCUGGAGAAUCUCGAUGCGGAGCCGGAGAGCCUGCGGCACGCGGCCUUCGCCGGCGACCUCAAGAUGUCCAAGUUCCGGAGCAUUCACUGGGCCCUCCUGCUGCGCGUCCUCACCUCGGAGCACCGCAGCUGGGUCAGCCAGCGCCUCCAGCAGCGUGUGAGGUACGACAAGUUCCGGUCGGACUACGUACGCAAUCCCCAUCAACUGGCGGUGGAUUGCAACGAUGAUCCGCUGUCGCAGUCCACGCAAAGCGUCUGGAAUCAGUACUUCAGCGACCAGGAGCUGUUCGCCGUCAUCCGGCAGGAUGUGGUGCGCACCUUCCCGGGCGUCGACUUCUUCCGCAAGCCACUCGUGCAGAACGCCAUGGUCAACAUACUGUUCUACUACGCCCGCGAGCAUCCGUACAUGUGCUAUCGCCAGGGAAUGCACGAGAUCCUGGCUCCCAUCAUCUUUGUGGUCUACAGCGAUCACCAGUCGCUGCUGCACUUCAGCGAGCUGGCCAAGACGGACAUCAAUCCCACGCUGCUGGACGUGCUGGAUCCCGCCUAUCUGGAGGCGGAUACCUACUCUUUGUUCUCCCGACUCAUGGCCUCCGUGGAGUCAUACUAUCGCGUGUCGAAUCUGGUCUCCACACCCGGUGGCCACAUCGAGCAGCGGGCCGAGAGCCCCGGGGACAAUGAGACGCCGACGGAGGCGGAGGUUAUCGGCCAGCUGAACUUCAUACGGGACAAAAUACUCGCCAAGCAGGACCAGCACUUGCAUCACUAUCUACAGAAGAUGGAAAUCCCGCUGCACAUAUUCGGCAUUCGAUGGCUAAGGCUUCUCUUUGGAAGGGAGUUCAUGCUACUGGACCUUUUGCUGCUGUGGGAUGCCAUCUUCGCGGACAGCGAUCGCUUCGACCUGCCCAACUACAUUCUGGUGGCUAUGCUGGUCCACAUCCGUGAUAAGCUGCUACUUAGCGACUAUACCACAUCGUUGACCUAUCUGAUGCGCUAUCCGGGCAAUGUGGACGUUCAUCUGGUGCUGCGACAUGCCCUAUUCAUGCUCAAUCCCAAGCAGUUUGACUAUCCCCCGAAUGCCUUCACCUGUGUGUCCUUCGCAAACAGCUCUGCGGGCAAGGAAGUGCCUCCUCCCGCGGGUCAACGCCCGCGCACCUCCUCGGAAACCUCAUCGGGGACGAAUAGUGGCAGCCAAAUCGAUCGGCAGAUCACUUUCAUGCAGGAGCGUAAUGCAGCGAAUUCCUCGGCUUUGGCCAAACUGCACGAUACUCACCGCGUGGCCAUGGAUGGAUAUUUGGAGAACAGUCCUGAACUACUCCGAUUGGAGCUGAAGAAUGCGCAAACAGUAAUUAAGAUAGCGCGCAGCAAGCUGCAGAACUACCUGGGCACAGUGCGUCAUCAUGUGGGAAAGCAGGCGAAUGGCAACGAGGAGCUCAGCCGGACUCUGGACGGGAUCGAGGAACUUUGCAGCUUCCUGGACGUAAAGUUCAUGUUUCCGCUGCACGCGCGAUCGGCGCCCAUCGACCAAGCUCUGGAGGCCAACGAGCAGAAACAGCUGAACACGAUUGCGAUACCGCCAAAGGCAACGCCCUCUGCUACUCCCGCGACUGCACCUGUUGCGCCACCUGCAGCUGGGGGCUAUCAGUUGCCCGAGAACGCCUUCAUGCACAGCUCCAUGCGGCGCCUCCUCGGCGAACUGCGCGAGAUCGAGCUGUCUACGAUAACGAGCGACGAGAAGCCCGGAAAUGCGGUGCUACAAAACGGAUUGCCAGCUGCGGAGCCCCAACAGAGGCACCAAAACGAAUUGAGCUGAUCGAAAAGAUGCU